AUGUACCUUACAUUGACAGUACUAUUCUUUGCCAUUGGAGCAGUCACUGUUUGGCUGGUUCGCAAGACCUUCUUCGUAUCCGUACCCAGGCUUCCCUUUCCGCACAUAAAGUUUGAGGACGGCGACAACUCUCCCAAGCGUUACGUUAGAGACCUGACCAAACUUAUCGGCAUCGGCUACGAAAAGUAUGGCAAACGUGGCAUCCCCUUUACGCUGCGCAACCCGACAGACGAGAAACGUCCACAGAUCAUCAUGCCUCUCAAGUACCUCGACGAAGUGGCCAGGACACCGCAGAGCAAGCUCAGCUUUGCCGAGUACAACAAGCAAAACUUUCUCCUGAAACACGUCGGCGGCUUCCAUCAAUCAAACGAGGCGUCCCAGAUCGUCCGGGUCGACCUCAACAAGAGACUAAACGAUCUCGUCCCGGUAAUGUGGGAAGAGUGCAUCGCCGCCUACCAACACAAGUUUCCUCCCUGUCCGGACUGGAGGCCCAUGCAACCUUACCAGUGCCUCGCCUACCUCGUCGCUCGCAUUUCAUCCCGCGUCCUCGUCGGCCCCGAGCUCUCUGCCAACGACGAGUGGUGCCAGAUGGCCAUCGACACCACCCUCAAGUUCGAGGUUGCAUGCCGCAACGUGCGGCAAAAGUACCACCCCUACCUCCGCUGGACAGCAAAGUAUUUCGACGAGGCCUGCAAGAUACUCAUAGCCAACAACGACCGGAACCAUCAACUGCUCGAACCGAUCUUCAGGAAACGCAAGCAGUCCUCCUUCACGAACCAGUUCCCCGACGGCAUACAGUGGCUCGUGGACCUCUACCGCGAAGAGGGCAAACGACUCAGGUUGGAGGACUUGGCUCAGGACCAGCGCUUCAUCAUGAUGGCCAGCGUGCACAGCAGCGCGGCCACCGCUCUAAGCAGCCUCUACGACCUCUUGGACUACCCGGCAUAUCUCGAGCAGAUCAAGCAAGAAAUCGCGUCUGUCCGACACGAGCACAACAUCACACCGACCACGAACUGGACGCGCAAAGCACUGGGAUCCUUGCGCCUCCUCGACGCCUUCAUGAAGGAGGGCCAGAGAUUACACACCCUCGGUGCCAUCACCGUCCGCCGAGCGGCCAUCGGCAACCUCGUACUCAAGGACGGCACUGUCAUCCCGGAUGGCUUUCAGCUGUCCUUCCCCAGCCAAGCCAUCUACCACGACCCGGAGCUCUAUCCUGACUCGGAAACUUUCAACCCCGGUCGGUUUCUGGAACUCAGAGAAAAGGUAGACCCGAACCGUUGGCACUUUGGCUCCGUGUCACACGAUAGUCUGGCGUUUGGGGCGGGCUUUCAUGCCUGCCCCGGUAGGUUCUUCAGCCAGGAAGAAGUAAAAAUGAUUCUUAUCUACUUGAUUGAGAAAUAUGAAUUUCGUUGGGAGGAUGAGAGCACCGGCAGACCGGCAGAUCUCGUGCAUGGUCCAGAGAUCUUCCCUAAUCCGUCUGCAUCGGUCAUGUUUCGCGAGAGGCAGAACUGCCGACAUUUGAAAAUACCCAUAGUGCAAGACAUGGCUUGGACUAUUUUGAUCCCACUCAUUUUGUACUCGCACCAACCCGUGUGUGCGCUGAGGGGCCCCGGCAAUGCCGCUGCUUCUGCCGCUGAUGCUGCUCUGGCAAAGCUCAACGCCACCGUCGAUGGCCGUCUGCAGUCAGCCCUUCCCCUGGCCGAGCCCUGCUUCACCAACCCCUCCGGUUCAUCAUGUGCCCAAGUCAAGGCGGGGCUCCCCUCGGCCUAUUUCCGAACAAGCCAGUACGCGGGCUUUCGUCAUCUUCAAGGGGAGGCUUGUGCCGCUAAUUCCACGGACUCAUGUCUCCUCGACGGCGCCACGCUGCAAAGCUCUGCAUCCUGUCAGCAGGGCCUCGUCUCAAAACACUUUCUCCCCGUCACGUCACCCGAGGACGUCGCAGCCGCAUUUGACUAUGCUCGGUCGACAAACCGCACCCUCUCCAUCAAGAACAGCGGCGUCGAUUAUUCGGCACGGAGCAGCCGCCAGGGCUCCCUCGCCCUCUGGACGCGUGGGCUGAGGCACAUGGAAUUCCACGAGGAUUUUGUGCCGGCCGGGUGCGAAGCCCCGCCACCUGGAACCAAAGCCAUCACGAUCGGGGCCGGAGUGUCCACGGAUGAGCUCUACCGCUUUGCGCACAGCCGUGGCCUGUCCUAUGCCGGCGGGACAUAUGUCAGCAUCGGCUCGUCGGGAGGCUGGUUGCUGGGCGGCGGCCAUGGGCCUUUUACCGGCAGCAAAGGCCUCGGAGCUGAUCGCGUUCUCCAGUUCGCAAUCGUCACGCCGGACGGACAGCUCCGUGUUGCCAACGCCUGUCAGAACCAGGACCUGUUCUGGGCGUUGCGAGGAGGAGGCGCCGGUGCGUUCGGCGUGGUGUUGAACUCGUCAUCUGUCGUCGACGCCGAGGUGCCCGUGACGUUUGCUACCAUGAAGCUUACAAAGACGACCGAAGAGAAUCGAGCGCAGUUUAUGAGACUGCUGGUGGAGAACAUGCAACAGUGGGUGCUGGACGGAUGGGGUGCGUAUGCAGGGCCCAACUCGUCCAUCUUGGUCAAGGAAGGGGACGACGUCGCCGCCGCCACAUCAGCGGUCAGGCCCAUUACCGACUUCCUCCAUAGUGUCGAUGGCGGGCAUGUAAACAUAACUACCAUGCCGACGUUCUUCGACUUUUACGUCAAUGUCAUCAACAGCAGCGCCGCCCUGCCGACGGCUGUCAGCAGGGCAGUCUUUACUUCCAGCCGCCUCAUCCCGGAAGCCGCACUUGAGGAUACCUCAAGGAGACAGCGGAUGGUCGAAGCCAUCUUGACAAUGGAGAAGGAGGGAAGUCCAGCAGCCCUUCUCACGACCACGCCAUUGGCCUUUGCAAAAAGGCAAGGCUUCACCGAUGGAAACAAAAACACUAGCCUUACUCCAGCUUGGUACCACUCCGUCUUCAUGGUCAAUCAUGAGCUCGACUGGCGGGGUUCAAACAGCAUCGCCGAGAGACGAGCGAUGGUGGCCAAGUUUCGCAACAUCACGCAGACGUGGAGGGACCUCGUGCCGGACGGUGGGACCUACUCCAACGAGGCGGAUCCCUGGCUUCCGGAUUUCCAAAGAGAGUACUGGGGUGACGAGAACUACGCAAGGCUGGCCAAGAUUAAGAACAAGUACGAUCCAGACGCUACCAAUGUACUUUUAAAGCUACCAAAGCUACCUUUCAAGUUUCAACUUUUUCUCAACUACUUGGCCCCCCCUCACGUGGACAACGAGCUUGGCUCCCGAGACAGCCUUGUUCCUCAGCAGUUCCAAGCCGUCCAAGACGCCCUUGAAGCCGCCUUCCACCAUCUUAACCGGAUGCGUCUUCAACAGUCCCUGAUCAAGCAGCGCCUGCACACAAAGAUACCAUUCCCGGCCAAACUCUCUCAGUGCCGGAUCGGGCUCGACAUCGUAUGGCGGUGGCCAACCCAGCUUUUUGCCAAACAGUGCAGGGCCGAGCAGCCAGUCGGCCUUGAUCAGCUUCCGGGACGCCGCCUUGACUUGGUUUCCCACGCCUUCUCGGCCCCGUACUGCUCCACCAGCGCAAAGUUGUGCGGCGAGCAGGUCGUGAUGGGAACCAAGCCCGACCGCCGCACGAUCUGGAUCGCCAUGGUGCCGCUAGCCGUGCUGCCCCCGUACACCAGCACAAAACACGGCUGCUCGGCCGGCUUCUGGGGAUGUCCGGGAACUUUGAGCGACCAGAACAGCGCAUACCCAAUCGUCGCGGUCCCAAUGCCCAGCGUGGCGGCCUCUUCCCAGCCCAUGCCGGUCGGCAGCUUGAGGGUGAAGUCGGCCGUGGCGUCGACGUACUCUGCGUACGCACCAGUAAGCGGUGCAAGGGGGUUCAUGCUUUGGACGGCUGCGCAGACGCGAUCGCCGAUCUGA
Messenger RNA from Pyricularia pennisetigena, 3936 nucleotides. RefSeq lists its product as uncharacterized. The transcript is spliced from 4 exons. The record is from RefSeq and is a predicted model, not a curated record. NCBI's taxonomy places the organism in Eukaryota, Fungi, Ascomycota, Sordariomycetes, Magnaporthales, Pyriculariaceae. Gene Ontology annotation, molecular function: oxidoreductase activity, acting on paired donors, with incorporation or reduction of molecular oxygen; heme binding; FAD binding. The coding region runs from base 1 to 3936 and encodes 1311 amino acids.